CAUAAAUGAACGGAGCUAGUGUUAUGAAUAAACCUCGUUAUGCAAAUCCUCCUAAAGGAAUUCCUAGGAGGGAUCGCUAUGAAGGAAAUCAUCACACAAAUGAGAGGAGCCACAGGAGAUCUCACCGUAGAAAAAGCAGUCGACAUUAUGACCGCUACAACAGAAAUGAAGGACAUGAAUAUAGGCAUGGUAGACAUACGGACAGAUACAACCAACUACGGGACGAUAGGCAUCUUGAUAGGAGUAGCAACCAUCAAAAGGAAAGAGUAUUCUACAGGCAUGACGGAAGACUCAAUAACAACAGAAUUCCUCAAGGUGACCGCCAUAAGCUACAGGAGAAGUUUAAUGGAGAAGAACGGAAAGGUGUCGAUUCCUCCUUUGAUAACCUUGCUAGCAAGAAGGAAGACAUCAAGUUCAAUCAUAGGCUCAGGGAUGACCCUAUUCCUCAAUACAAGAUAAAGAACACCAGAACAGAGCAAGAUAUCGAAUUACAGAAGGAAAAGGAUAGAUUGGAGACUGAAAUGACCUUGAAGAGAUAUCCAGGAGCUAGAGAAAUCAUACGUAAAUGCAAAAUUUGAGGCUACGAAGGAAAAAGCAAUAUCAAACUUAAGCAUUCCUUCGCUCAAUAUAUCUUCUCAGCAAUCUUGUGAGGCCUUGGGUUCUGGUGAUGCUUUUUCAUUCCAUUCAUGUGAUCAGCACUGAGCAAAUUAAAUCACAGCUGAGCAGAGUGCGGAUCUCCUCUAGGAAGCACUAAGGUAAAAUAAUAUAACUUAAAACGAUUGAUUUUCAAUA
Messenger RNA from Moneuplotes crassus, 792 nucleotides. The record is from the annotation of a GenBank genome assembly. Lineage: Eukaryota; Ciliophora; Spirotrichea; Euplotida; Euplotidae.